Messenger RNA from Populus trichocarpa (black cottonwood), 2198 nucleotides. Its product is annotated as NAD(H) kinase 1. Gene Ontology annotation, molecular function: NAD+ kinase activity. Gene Ontology annotation, biological process: NAD+ metabolic process; NADP+ biosynthetic process. The coding region runs from base 305 to 1945 and encodes 546 amino acids. Lineage: Eukaryota; Viridiplantae; Streptophyta; Magnoliopsida; Malpighiales; Salicaceae. The transcript has 12 exons. The record is from RefSeq and is a predicted model, not a curated record.
UAGUAGUAGUUAGUCAUUAAUGAAUUGGGGUGUGUGUAUAGUGAUAAUCAGAUAGAGAAUAUCUCUCUCCUCUUAUCUCUCUCGUAGCCAUAGACAUGAUGACAUGAGUUGCAGCAACUACUCGCGCUUUGUCUCUGUCUGUCUCUCUGAUAAAUGACAAUUCUGUUCCUGUGAUGCCCUGCACUGACUUGUCGUACCGGCUUCUUUCUUCUUAGAAGAGAAGAGAAGAGAAGAGAAGAGAAGAUCCCUUUCUUUCCGUCCCUGUCUGUCUGUCUGUCUCUCUUCUUCAACUUCACUAAUUAUUAUGACUACUAGCAAGCUCAAUUCCACUGAUCCUCAUGGAAAUGGAGAUGCAAGUUUGCCGUGUUCGCUGCCUGACAAUAAAUUUAGUGAUUCACUUACCCUUUUCCAUUCUGAGAAGGCAGUGCAGGAGCUUCUUCAACAGACUCCAAUCCAACACACUGAUGACCAUCUCAUAGAGUUCUCAGAGGCUCUUAGAACUGUUGCCAAGGCAUUAAAACAAGCUGCCGAAGGAAAGGCUUUUGCUCAAGCUGAGGCUGCUGAAUGGAAACGUAGAUUUGAACUGGAAAGGGCACAGAAUCAACAGCUAGAGCACAAAGGAAAGUCACCAGGGGAGUGUAAUGGUGAUAUUAAUGCUCAGCGGAUGGAAAACUCAACUAACCAACCCAUGCUGAGAAAUGAAGCAAAUGAACAAUCUGAAAAUUGCUGUACAAAUGGGCUUUGCUCUCAUGAAAUUCUUCAUGAUGGAGAGACUGACUCCCAUGCCAAAGCAGUUCAAAACAAAAUGAUGAGAAAGGUUCACAGCAUCACAUGUUUGGAUGGGAACCAGCUAGUCCUGGCAUCUUUCAAGCUUUCAUGGUGGUGUAAAGGUGACAUUAGUGAUCAACACAAACAUGAUAUUGUCUCUUUUGAAAGAGGAAAUAUAACAACUGCAGGGCGCAGCAGCAAACAGAUUUCUUUGAAGUGGGAAUCUAACCCACAGACUGUGCUAGUUAUGACCAAACCAAAUUCAACCUCUGUUCAGAUUCUAUGUGCAGAAAUGAUCAGAUGGAUGAAAGAGCAUAAAAAAUUAAACAUUUAUGUAGAACCACGUGUGAUGGGUGAACUUCUAUCAGAAUCAUCUUACUUCAACUUUGUGCAAACUUGGAAAGAUGAAAAGGAAAUUUUGAGCCUGCACACAAAAGUUGACCUUGUUGUGACUCUUGGUGGGGAUGGUACUGUUCUUUGGGCAGCAUCGAUGUUCAAAGGACCGGUUCCUCCAAUUGUAUCAUUUUCUUUGGGGUCUCUUGGAUUUAUGACACCAUUCCAUAGCGAACAGUACCGAGAUUGCCUUGAUUCAAUCCUUAAAGGUCCAAUUAGUAUAACAUUACGACACCGAAUGCAAUGCCAUGUUAUUAGAGAUGCAGCUAAAAACGAGUAUGAAACUGAGGAGCCUAUACUUGUUUUGAAUGAGGUUACAAUUGACCGUGGAAUAUCAUCAUUCCUUGCAAAUUUGGAAUGCUAUUGUGACAACUCUUUUGUCACACGCGUGCAAGGAGAUGGAUUAAUUUUAUCAACUACAUCAGGUAGCACUGCAUAUUCAUUGGGAGCUGGAGGAUCAAUGGUUCAUCCCCAGGUCCCUGGAAUUCUGUUUACACCAAUUUGCCCGCAUUCCUUAUCGUUUCGACCUCUGAUAUUACCUGAGCAUGUAACAAUACGAGUUCAAGUUCCAUUCAACAGCAGAAGCCCUGCUUGGGCCUCAUUUGAUGGCAAGGACAGGAAACAGCUGGCAGCUGGUGAUGCGCUUGUGUGCAGCAUGGCACCAUGGCCUGUUCCAACAGCAUGCCAGAUUGAUUCUACAAACGACUUUUUGCGCAGCAUCCACGAUGGCCUCCACUGGAAUCUCAGAAAGACCCAAUCUGUCGAUGGCCCUCAGGAUUUAUAAUGUAACUUCGUUCUUUUUUUUCUUGGGUACAGGAAAACAGUUCCUGCUGGGGUCCGUGAUUCGCCUUCAAGUGUCACAGGGAAAGUGUUGUGGAGGGGGGAAUAACUUGUAGUAGUCCCAAGGGAAAAGAAAUAGUUGCUGUCAGUCAGCUUAAAUUUCUCUCUGAAAUUUGUACUUCUUUGCGUAGUCAUUAAAUGAUUAGACACAAACAAAUAAAUUGUUGAAUGUAUAUACACAUGCAUAUAGUCAUCAA